Molecule: messenger RNA, 606 nt
Organism: Pyricularia oryzae 70-15
Lineage: Eukaryota; Fungi; Ascomycota; Sordariomycetes; Magnaporthales; Pyriculariaceae
Exons: 1
Coding region: 1-606 (201 amino acids)
Source: RefSeq, a predicted model, not a curated record
AUGGACCCGUCGGAUGAUAAUCAUGCCCGACACCCCGAGGUCCGCUACCUCAUGCAAACGCCCUGGUGCGCCCAGCACCUAGCGUCGACGGGCGCGGACGACGAGUCGACGACGCCGCCCGUGGUCCGGGUGCACGCCAACAGGACCGUGCUGCCGACGCAGGAGAACCAGUUCGUCGGCGGCACGCUCAACAGCCCCGCGACCAUCGCGGCGUGGGUCAACGUCUACGCGCGGCCGCAGCGGCGCCUCGGCUUCCGCAUCCGCCAGUUCGUCUCGCUGAUCGCGCUGCGCGACGGCAUGAUUGGCUUCCCCGGCGCGCUGCACGGCGGCGCCGCGUCGCUGCUCGUCGACGAGGUCACGGGCAUGCACAUUGCGUCGCAGCGGGACCCCGACCGGCCCUUGAACAAGGACUUUCGCACCGCCUACCUCAAGACUGAAUAUUUGAAGCCCAUCCCGGUGCCGGGGGCGGUACUGGUCCGGUCGGAGAUUGAGAGGGUGGAUGGGAGGAAGCACUGGGUCAAGGCCACGAUCGAGGACGGGAGCGGCCAGGUGCUGGCCAGGGGUGAGGUUUUGUAUGUAGCUCUCAAGGAAAAGGCGAAACUGUAG